AUCAACACGAAUCGCGUAUAAAAACUCUACGACCGCAGUAUUGGCAGUUUAGUCGUUGUUCUGUCGUGCGCGUUGUCACAUUUGUGUGCUGCCAUAAUUAGCAAAUUUAUAGUCAUUUUAAGUGGGGAAAACCGAAAAUAUGAAACAUUUUGUUGGAUGCGCAAUUGUUGUUGUGGCGGCUGUAUUUGCCACCGCAUCAGCUGAAGCCGAUGCUGGUUAUUUCAUUCCGAAAGCUUUCUACACACUCGAUGCUGAGGGCCAUAAGACACAGCCACACCCUCUGAGUCCAGAUACUACCCAAUAUUUGCGUCGCUUGCGUCGUCAAGUUUUCAGUUCGUCAUCAUCUUCGGCUUCAUCAUCGGUAUCGUCCAGCAAUGGCGGUCCUGUUGUAUUUAGCACUCAGAAUACUGUAUCGCACACACCAGCUGGCAUCACAAGCUUCUCCAGUCGCUUUGGUGAUGAUGGCUCUGCAUCAACCUCCGCGCAUAGCUCAUCAAGCGUGGGUGCUAAUGUGAAUGGCGCUGGAUAUGGUGGCAGCUAUGCUGGCGUUCAGUAUCCCACUGCCGGCAGUAGUUACGGCGUUAAUACUGUUGGAUUGGGCACAGGCGCAUAUAAUAAUUACAAUACUGGCUCAGCCUCAUCGGUGCCACUUGCCAGCAGAUUUGGUACAUCGUCCUCGUCAAGUUCAUCGGUCUCUUCCAACGGUGGUCCGGUAUACUUCAAAACUGAACAAUCAGUAUCUCAUACGCCCACUUCUAACAUAAACUUGGCCAGCCGUUUCGGUGAGGAGACGCCACAGACAGUGAGCAAAACCGUCUCCACCAGCGGUUAUAUCGACGAGACAGGCGUUCAUUCUAAAACCACCACAACAAAUCAUUAAGUUAGUUUACUUGUAAUUAAAUUUGUAUUGAGUAUUUUGUCUUUUACUUAUAAUAGAAAGAUUGCUCGCAAUAAAAAUAUUUAUUGUAGAAGAA
Messenger RNA from Anastrepha obliqua, 974 nucleotides. RefSeq lists its product as uncharacterized. NCBI's taxonomy places the organism in Eukaryota, Metazoa, Arthropoda, Insecta, Diptera, Tephritidae. The transcript is spliced from 6 exons. The record is from RefSeq and is a predicted model, not a curated record. Bases 140 to 880 code for a protein of 246 amino acids.